Gadus chalcogrammus (walleye pollock) is the source of this 1587-nucleotide messenger RNA. RefSeq names its product zinc finger BED domain-containing protein 5-like. The transcript has 2 exons. Bases 109 to 1587 code for a protein of 492 amino acids. Lineage: Eukaryota; Metazoa; Chordata; Actinopteri; Gadiformes; Gadidae. The record is from RefSeq and is a predicted model, not a curated record.
UGACAGUAUCAUGAAAGUUACCUGUCUUAUGGCUUCAGUUGGACCGGGGAUGUCAACAUUCCUCAGCCGGAGUGCGUCCUCUGUCGGGAGAAGUUAGCUAAUUCUAAUAUGGUUCCAAGCAAGCUGAAGAGGCACUUGGAAACCAAACAUCCCUUCCACGCUGAGAGAAACCUGGCCUAUUUCAAAAGAGCGCGGGAUCUGAACCAGAGGCAGCAAGACCGUUUGUUGGAUUGUGUGAAAGUGUCCGAAAAGGCAAUGGAGGCUAGUUACAUGUUAGCGGAGCUUAUUGCAAAGCAAAAGAAGCCCCACACAAUAGCGGAGACACUCAUCCUCCCUGCUUGCAAAAUAAUUGCAGGUGUCAUGCUGGGUCCAGAUGCCGCAAAUGAGCUAUCCAAGGUGCCGGCAUCUGAUAACACAAUCAAAAGACGAAUAGAUGACAUGUCAGAAGACAUUGAACAACAUUUAACAGAGAAACUGCAGGCGAGCGGCAGAUUUUCUCUUCAAAUAGAUGAAUCGACCGACAUAAGUGGGGCUGCCCAGCUCCUGGCAAACGUCAGGUAUGUUGACGGUGACUCUAUUAAAGAGACUUUUUUCUUCUGUAAAGAAAUGGCAAGCCAUACAACGGGAGAAGAAAUAUUCAAGGUAACUGAUAACUACUUAAAAGAAAACAAUCUGUGCUGGAGUAUGUGCGUCAGUCUGUGCACGGAUGGUGCGGCAUGCAUGACGGGGAGAGUGAGAGGCUUUAUUGCAAAGCUGUGCGCUGAGAUGGGAGCCGACCACCAAAGCCUGAUCCUCCACACAGAGGUACGAUGGUUGUCUCGGGGGAAAGUCUUAUCCCGUUUUUACGAGCUUCGGGAAGAGCUUUUGGAAUUUUCACGUGAACACGCUGUCCCACAUAAAGACAGGCUCGCGGAUGAGAGCUGGUGCGCCAGGCUGGCUUACCUUGCAGACAGAUUUGGGCAUCUCCACGAGUUAAACGCCAAGCUUCAGGGCAGGAAUGAAAACAUUUUAUCAUCCACAGACAAGAUUCGGGGCUUUAUGGGCAAACUGACCCUGUGGCGCGAGGCUUUGGAACAGGGCUCCAUGAACAUGUUCCCGCUGGCAUCAGCUGCGCCACAGGCAGCCAGUGAGCGCGCUAUAUAUGCCGAACACCUUCAGACCUUAAAAGAGAGGUUUGAUCGCUAUUUUCCACGUGUGGCGGACAUCGAGGACAAUGACUGGAUCCGAGACCCAUUCAACCAGGAGUCCGAGUCCUCAAAAGAGAAGCUCACUAUGAAGGAGAGAGAGGAGGGCGCAGAGCUCCGUGCGGACCGCACGCUGAAACUGAAAUUUAGUGAGCUCACACUCGAUCAGUUUUGGUUGGUUUGUGCAUCAGAAUAUCCAACCAUCUCCCACCACGCUAUCGACCAACUUCUUCAUUUCCCCACCACCUACCUGUGUGAGUUGGCGUUCUCCACUCUUGUUUACAUGAAGAACAAGACCAGGUCACGGCUCUCUGUUGAGCAGGACUUGCGAGUGGCCCUCUCCUCCGUGCCACCAAGGAUUAAAAAAAUCUGUGCGCCCCGACAGGCACAUGUGUCCCACUGA